Xyrauchen texanus (razorback sucker) is the source of this 1809-nucleotide messenger RNA. Its product is annotated as tyrosine-protein kinase Blk-like. Gene Ontology annotation, cellular component: extrinsic component of cytoplasmic side of plasma membrane. The record is from RefSeq and is a predicted model, not a curated record. Gene Ontology annotation, molecular function: ATP binding; signaling receptor binding; non-membrane spanning protein tyrosine kinase activity. Lineage: Eukaryota; Metazoa; Chordata; Actinopteri; Cypriniformes; Catostomidae. The coding region runs from base 235 to 1677 and encodes 480 amino acids. Gene Ontology annotation, biological process: protein phosphorylation; cell surface receptor protein tyrosine kinase signaling pathway; innate immune response. The transcript has 14 exons.
GCAUAAGCUGGGCCUCAAAUGCAACUUUGAUUGCAUCUGAGCACAAGAAAGUUUGCUUAUGAUAAGUGAAAGAGAAAUACUCAUGAUUCAGUUAUAAAAUUGCUACAGUUGGAUUAUAUCUUAUUGUAUGCUGAGGCCACACAAGAUCAUACAGUAUGAUGCUUCUGAAUCUCUUGUGGACUAAUUCAGAAAUCAGAGUAGAGAAUUGAGGAGACUGACAUCUGUGACUACAGGAUGGGUUGUACUUGUAGUGACCAGAAACAUUGCAAAGAUUCUGCAAACUCUGGCACAUCUCAUUUAUCAAGAGAGCACAAGAAGCAAAACAACAAUCACGAUGAAGACAUUGCUAUUGCUCAAUAUGACUUCCAGCCUGCUAGUGACAGUGAUCUUCAAUUCAGAAAAGGAGACAGACUCAAGAUUAUUAAGGAAACUAGGGAAUGGUGGUUGGUGAAGUCUUUGGUCACAGGUCAUGAGGGACAAAUUCCAAGUGCAUAUGUGGCAAGAGCAGAAACAUUGGAGGUGGAGAGUUGGUUUUUCAAGAACAUGACCCGUAGAGACACAGAGCGUCUACUUCUGGCCCCAGGAAAUAAGCCUGGUUCAUUUCUUGUGCGGGAAAGUGAAACAACCAAAGGUGCUUUCUCUCUGUCUAUUAGAGAUUCCACACCAGAGCAAGGUGAUGUUGUCAAGCACUACAAGAUCCGUGACCUUGAUAACGGUGGUUUCUACAUCUCUCCAUCCACAACCUUUUCUUCUCUACAGGAACUAGUGAAGUUUUACUCCAGGACAGCAGAUGGUCUGUGCCAGAGGCUUGGAAGUCCCUGUAAUACUGCUGCCCCUCAGAGACCCUGGGCUCAAGAUGAGUGGGAGAUACCCAGGGAGACUCUGAAAAUGGUGAAAAAACUUGGCGCUGGCCAGUUUGGAGAAGUGUGGAUGGGAUUCUAUAAAAACAGCCAGAAAGUGGCCGUUAAGUCUUUGAAGGAAGGCACAAUGGAGCCAGAGGCUUUCCUACAGGAGGCUAAUCUGAUGAAGCAACUCCAGCAUGUGAGACUGGUGAAAUUGCAUGCUGUGGUCACCAAGGAGCCCAUUCUCAUUGUCACAGAAUUCAUGGCAAAUGGAAGCUUGGUAGACUUUUUAAAGACAGAGGAUGGACAUCAAUUAAGACUUCCCAAGCUGAUUGAUAUGACUGCUCAAAUUGCAGAGGGCAUGGCUUACAUAGAAAGGAAAAACUACAUUCAUAGAGACCUGCGUGCCGCUAAUAUUCUAGUCUCCGAGACUCUGCACUGCAAAAUAGCAGACUUCGGACUUGCCAGGAUCAUAGAAUCUGAAUACAUUGCACAAGAAGGUGCAAAAUUCCCUAUUAAGUGGACAGCCCCUGAGGCUAUUAACUUUGGUACUUUCACCAUUAAGUCAGAUGUGUGGUCUUUUGGAAUUCUUCUGACAGAGAUUGUCACAUAUGGCAGAGUACCUUAUCCAGGCAUGACGAAUCCAGAAGUGAUCCGUAAUCUUGACAGUAACUAUAGGAUGCCAUGUCCUGAUGGCUGCCCAGGGGAGCUCUACGACAUCAUGCUAAAGUGCUGGAAUGAAAGGCCAGAGGACAGACCCACCUUUGACCACCUACAGGACAUACUUAAUGACUACUUCAUUGCCACUGAGGGCCAGUACGAGAUGCACCCAUAGCCCUUGCAUCCCAACUGUUAUGUGCAAUGAAGGAAUAUAGAUUCAUAGAUAGAUUGAAUGUUGAGAGGACAAAUAUACAAAUGGAAUGUAUAUGAAAUGGAAGGAACAGGACCAAAAGAUAUAUUAUGUGGA